Fomitiporia mediterranea MF3/22 is the source of this 453-nucleotide messenger RNA. RefSeq lists its product as uncharacterized. The transcript is spliced from 2 exons. NCBI's taxonomy places the organism in Eukaryota, Fungi, Basidiomycota, Agaricomycetes, Hymenochaetales, Hymenochaetaceae. The record is from RefSeq and is a predicted model, not a curated record. Bases 1 to 453 code for a protein of 150 amino acids.
AUGUCGUCUCUGUACAAUCGUCUCGGCUCGGACGCACAAUAUUCAUUAUGUUCUCAUGCCAUUGCAAAUGUAAAUGGCGGUCUUUUUGCGCUUAGGAUUCUUUUACUCAAGAAGACUGCGGCGGAUCCUCGAUCGUUUCAAUAUGCAGAUAAAACGGAACUCCGCCAUAGAAACGUCUCAAAGAUUCAACUCAAACAAUCAGUCACGUUCUCUCUACAGUUGACAAUGCAAGAAUUCCGAUCCGGAGGACCCUCUCUUAAUAACGACGAAUCUAGGACGAAUUUGGGACCACGGAAGGAGAUGAAAAGUCUGCUGUACAUCGAUUUCUCUCGUGAUGUCUCUAGUCUAGUAAAUAUGAUCUGGCAUCCGCACUCCGACCAGAAGACAUCCGCAUGUCGAAUAUAUUCCCCGAGAUUGUCGGACCUGACGCUCAGGACAUUCCCGCCCGGAUGA